Trichechus manatus latirostris (Florida manatee) is the source of this 2836-nucleotide messenger RNA. Its product is annotated as translational activator of cytochrome c oxidase 1. The transcript is spliced from 5 exons. The coding region runs from base 1 to 894 and encodes 297 amino acids. The record is from RefSeq and is a predicted model, not a curated record. Gene Ontology annotation, cellular component: mitochondrion. NCBI's taxonomy places the organism in Eukaryota, Metazoa, Chordata, Mammalia, Sirenia, Trichechidae.
AUGGCAGUCUGGGCUGCCGCCAGCCUGGGCAGGGCUGCUGCCUGCUGCUUGCGGGCGCGAGGCCCCGGGACCCGGUCGCCUUUUCCGCGGCUUCCCCCGUCCUCUCAACCCGAGCCGCCGGGAGGCUGCCCCGCUCUGGGCAGGACGCUGCACCUCACUGCGGCGGUUCUCGCCGGGCACAACAAGUGGUCCAAAGUCCGGCAUAUCAAGGGUCCCAAGGACGCCGAAAGGAGUCGCAUCUUCUCGAAGCUCUCGCUGAGCAUCCGCCUGGCGGUUAAAGAGGGAGGUCCCAACCCCGAGCUCAACAGCAACCUGGCCAACGUCUUAGAGGUGUGUCGCAGCAAGCACAUGCCCAAGUCCACGAUUGAAGCAGCGCUGAAAAUGGAGAAAACCAAGGACACAUAUUUGCUGUAUGAGGGUCGAGGCCCUGGUGGCUCUUCUCUGCUCAUUGAGGUGUUAUCUAACAGUGGCUCCAAGUGCCAUUCGGACAUCAGACGUAUCCUGAACAAGAAUGGAGGAAUGAUGGCAGAAGGAGCUCGUCACUCCUUUGACAAAAAAGGAGUGGUCGUGGUUGGCAUGGAGGACAGAGGGAAGAAAGCUGUGAACCUAGAGCGCGCCUUAGAGCUGGCAAUUGAAGCAGGAGCUGAGGAUGUUAUGGAAACUGAAGACGAAGAGGAAAAGAACAUCUUUAAAUUUAUUUGUGAUGCCUCGUCACUGCAUCAAGUGAGGAAGAAGCUGGACUCCCUGGGCUUGUGUUCUGUGUCCUGUACACUAGAGUUCAUCGCCAACACCAAGGUGCAGCUGGCUGACCCCGACCUGGAGCAGGCUGCGCAUCUCAUCCAGGCUCUUGGCAGCCAUGAGGACGUGAUCCAGGUCUACGACAACAUUGAGUAGCCUGGCUGUAUGUGCUCCGGGCUCCUUCCUGGGCAAGCGGCAGCCCGUUGUGGAGCAAGGGCUUCCGCAGCAUCCUCUGAGACUGAAGCAGGAGAGGAGCCUAAGAGGUUAGGAGGCAUAAGGCCAGGAUCUGCAGCCUUGAGGGCUAAGGACUCUCCACACCUCCAUGGGCCCUCAGUGUCAGAUAUGCUGGUAACUCAGCCCUUCUGGAUGAGCCCCCCUGCCCUCAUGCGUGUAGGGCCAGCUGGUCAGGCUCUGAUUGCAGGAGGUUGACCCUUGCGGGGAUGGGAUUGUAGGUGCCCUGAGGGCCUGUGUACUAGAAACUGCUCUUUCUUAAAUGAUAAGUGAUUGAUCUUGGUUGCUGCAUUGCUGUUGUAUGGCUCUUGGGUUUUCCUGGGUUUGUGUCCAGCUGUUGAGACCCUCUUGACUUCCUUACAAGUUCAUUGGCUUAAUUCUGCUAUUUCAGUCCUGGGACUGUUGUUUAUUUUUUUUUGAUUGGGCAUAGAAAUGUAGCUCUCUUCAGGCACUCUGUGGUUUGAUGCUGCUGUAAUGGCCUCAGCCUGCCGUUCAUUCAUGCAAUAAUAUUUUUUAAACAUCUACUGUGUACACAUACCAGGAACUGUAGUUAUGUAGAGCACAAGCUAUUCAAUUGGUGCCUUGUCUUAGAUUCUUAGAUCCUGCCCCAAGACAUAGGACCUCAGAGGAAAGAAAGACCCAGGACUGCUCUUGGCUGAGGCUGUCACAGGGCAGUGUGAGCAUCCCUGUUUUCUUUGUGUGGCCACUGUGCCCUUCUUCACCAGAGAGCUUUAUGCUCCAACCUAGUAGGAAAUCAAGUGCCAGGCCUGAUUUGCCGGGCCCCCUGUGUGUUCUGAGAUUGGCCAGCGUGGGCCUGUCAGCAGAUUGGACAGUUCUCAGGGAGGACUACACCAAGCUGGGUUUGAAUGAUCCUUGGCCCCCAUAAUGCCUAACCCUAGCUCCUUUUCAUCCCUGAUGCCACAUGAUGGGCACUGAGAACUAGAGAGGAAAUGAGAGCAAAGGGAAGGGCAAAAGGCUGAGUCAGAAGCCUGGCCAGGAGGGAAAUAGGGCCCUUGUUGCCUUUUGUUCCCAGUAGCCACUUCUGGAUUAAGAGAGGCCAGAAACGCUAAACAGCUUUGCCGGAGCCCAUCUGGCACGUCAGGCUGGAGGCCUCAGUGGCUUUUUGAUCCCUGUUAUUCACCUACUUAUAAGUUGUUGGAGCCAUUUCUGAGCUCAGGGUAAUCUUCCUGAAGGAGUCUCAGGUAAGUGAGGAUAGAAAAGAACUAAAAUGAAAUUGGUUGCAAAUAAUAACUUUAGCUCCAGGAAAAACAGAUUACUAAUUCCACAGGGACUUCUACAGCUGGGGAUCGAGGACUAGGGUAAAACCAGUGAAAUAAUUCAUGAUCAUAAUACUACCUGAGAUUUCUUGUUUUUUGUAGGUAAUGACUCAUCCAAGUAUCUGAAUUAAAAAUUACCUAUAGUCUUCAGCAAUAGCGUAUCAUUAACAUAGGCUGACUUAAAGUUGCUUAAAGCAGCAAUUUAUGCUGCCUCAUAAUUUAUAAGAUACUUUUAUAUUUUAUUUUAUGUAAUUUUCACAACAAGCCAAUAAAAUAGGCAGACCAAGUAUUUUUUGCACAAAUGAUCUCAUACCAAGCAGGUGAGAACUGGUCUAAUACUGCAUCUUAUAUUGAUAAACUUCGGUUUAUAAAAUGGCUGUUCUGAAAGUGUUGAAUGUAAAUUAAUUUGACGAAAUCAGAUAAUUUAACCUGUACUAAGGGAGCUUGCUCUGGAAGGGAACUUGGUUGCUUGUGUGAGUCGUCCUUCUCUGUGGUGUAGUUAACAAGCUCGGCCGCUAACUGAAAGGUUGGAGGUUUGGAGGUUUAAGUCCACCCAGAGGUGCCUUGGAAGAAAGGCCUGUUGAUCUGCU